AACAGCAUGCCACAAAUACGCCCCCUGUCGGCGAGCCUGCAACGUACAGCCAUUGAGGAGCUGAACGAGGUGCCAGAGCGCCUGGAUGCGGAUAUCGCGGCACUGCGCACCUGGAUCGAACAGCAGCCGCAUAUGCGCGCCCGGCGCGAUGAUCAGUUCCUGGUGGCCUUCCUGCGCGGCUGCAAAUUCAGCCUGGAGAAGGCCAAGUCCAAGCUGGACAGGUACUACACACUGCGCACACAGUUUCCCGACUUUUACACCAUUCGCGACGUGGACAGCGAACGUAUCCACGAGCUGCUGCGCCUGGGCGUGGGGCUGCGUUUGCCGCGCCCCCUGCACGAUGAUGGACCCCGCCUCAUCUAUGUGCGGCCCGGCUGCUAUGCGCCGGACAGCUUUAGCUUUGAGGAGAUUAUGAGCGUGUCGCAUGCUUUGAGCGCGUUGAGUCUGCAAUUCGAUGACUAUGCCAUAGUCCAUGGCUGGCUGAUGAUACUGGACUUUAGCGGCUAUACGCCGGCCCACCUGAUGCAGAUGACGCCGAGCACACUCCAGAAGAUGUCCGUCUUCGCAGAGGACGCGAUGCCCGUGCGGGACAAGGGCAGGCACAUGAUAAACACCAAUGCUGCCUUCGAGGUGGGCUUCAACAUGAUGCGAUCGAUACUGCCCGCCAAGCAACAGGGACGCAUCUCGGUGCACGGCAGCAAUCUGGAAUCGCUGUAUUCACACAUACCGCAAAGGUAUUUGCCCACACAUCUGGGUGGUGAGCAGGGCACCAUUGAGGAGCUCAAGCAGCUCAUGUGGGCGACCUUUCAGGAGCAGCGCGAAUACCUAAGGGCGGAGGCAGACUACGGCGUAGAUGACAAGCUGAGACCCGCCGGACAGCGUUACGACUACAACAGCAUCUUUGGUGUCGAUGGAUCAUUUCGCAGAUUAAACUUUGAUUAAUUUCAGUUUUUAGCAAUGCAAAUGGAUACCUGUUCAUAC
This is a messenger RNA of Drosophila novamexicana, 981 nucleotides long. RefSeq names its product alpha-tocopherol transfer protein-like. The coding region runs from base 7 to 942 and encodes 311 amino acids. Gene Ontology annotation, molecular function: phosphatidylinositol bisphosphate binding. The record is from RefSeq and is a predicted model, not a curated record. Gene Ontology annotation, cellular component: membrane. The transcript has 3 exons. Lineage: Eukaryota; Metazoa; Arthropoda; Insecta; Diptera; Drosophilidae.